Molecule: messenger RNA, 1780 nt
Organism: Arachis stenosperma
Lineage: Eukaryota; Viridiplantae; Streptophyta; Magnoliopsida; Fabales; Fabaceae
Product: tetrahydroberberine oxidase-like
Exons: 2
Coding region: 167-1567 (466 amino acids)
Molecular function (GO): oxidoreductase activity; FAD binding
Source: RefSeq, a predicted model, not a curated record
UUGAGGGCUAUGUUUUUUUUUUUUCGGUUUCAGUCACUAAAGGAUAACAAUAUCGUUUGUGUUAACUUUAUCAUCUUUAUGUUUCACUUUUGUAUGAGCAAGACUUGCUACACUUGUCUGACAUUUGUGUUGUUAAUGAAUGAAUCGAAGUUUCUGAUGUAGAUUUAUGUUGCAGAUGAAAUCUUGCAGCUGUGAAAGUUGGGUGGCUGAGCAGUUUGGGGUGAAGAAAUUCAGGAAAAUAGCUACUUGGAUGAAUUCAUGGAAGAUUCGAACCCGAAGUGGUGGCCAUGACUUUGAGGGAAUCUCCUAUACUUCUCGAGUUCCAUUUGUUGUCAUUGAUCUCAUAAAGUACAAAAAAAUUGAGGUGGACGUAGAAAAAAGAACUGCAUGGGUUCAAGCCGGGGCGACUAUAGGUGAACUUUAUUAUAGAAUCAAUGAGAAAAGCAAAACUCUGGCUUUUCCAGCGGGUGUAUGCCCCUCUGUAGGAGUUGGUGGACACUUCAGUGGCGGUGGCUAUGGAUUCUUGAUCCGUAAAUAUGGCCUUGCUGCUGAUAACAUAGUUGAUGCUCACAUGAUUGAUGUGAAGGGAAGGCUUCUUGACAGAAAAGCUAUGGGUGAGGACCUUUUCUGGGCCAUUAGAGGUGGUGGUGGAGCAAGCUUUGGAGUCAUCCUAGCAUGGAAGGUCAAACUAGUUUCAGUUCCAUCAACCGUAACAGUAUUCAGAGUUAAAAGAACCUUGGAACAGAAUGCAACUAAGCUUAUUCUUAAGUGGCAGCUUGUGGCAAGUAAAAUUCAUGAGGACAUAACCAUUAAUCUCAUAUUGCAAAGGGUGAAUUCAAGUAAAAAGGGAGAGUUAACAACACAAGCCACAUUUGAAGCCGUGUUUCUUGGAGGUAAGGAUCAGCUCAUUCCCCUGAUGCAAGAAAGCUUCCCAGAAUUGGGUUUGGUCAAGGAAGAUUAUACCGAGAUGAGCUGGAUCGAAUCGGUCGUCUUCAUGACUAGAGUUGCUCGAUCCCUUGGUUAUUUGCUGCAAAGAAAUCCAACUUCAGUGCAAACUACUUAUAAAGCAAAAUCUGACUAUUUGAGACAUCCCAUUCCUGAAGAUGGGUUAGACGGAAUAUGGUCACUGUUCAAUGAAGAUGAGGGCAAAGGUGUAUUUAUGCAAUUGUUUCCUUUUGGGGGCAGAAUGGAUGAGAUUUCUGAGUCUGAACUUCCAUUUCCACACAGAUCUGGAAACUUGUGCUUAGUUCUUUACCUAGUUUUUUGGCAGGAAGAAGGGGAUGAAGCUGCACAAAGGAACAUCCAUUGGCUUAGAAGGCUAUAUAGCUAUAUGGAACCGCUUGUUUCAAAGUCCCCUAGAGCUGCAUAUGUCAACUAUAGAGAUCUUGAUAUUGGGGUCAAUAACAUUAAUGGCUACACAAGCUAUAAGCAAGCUAGCGUUUGGGGUGAGAAGUAUUUCAAGAACAACUUCAAUAGGUUGGCACAUGUGAAGACCAAGGUUGAUCCUCUUAAUUUCUUCAGGUAUGAACAGAGUAUACCUUCACUCGUGUCAAAGAGUCACAAAUAGAUAAUGUAAGAUCUAAAAUCUUGGAAUGUCAGCAGCAUAUAUAAUCAAAUAAGCUGCUUUAUUCAUUUGCUUCUGUGUAUCAGUGUAUGGAGGGUGUCCUUCUUCCAUAACAAUAUUAUUUCAGAGGCUACUUCAAUGCCUAAUAUAUAUUUUGCAUGAGGUCCUUGAGAGCUUCAAGAUGGUUAUUUAUAAAAAAGAAAAAAUAUGUUUACU